AUGGCGGCAUCCCGAGCCACACGUACAUUCUUUGAGGUGGAUCCCCCUCCAGGACACCAGGUGGAAGAGGUGUAUCCUAUCUUGCUUCCACCUAUGUGCCUGAAUCGAUACUACGUGGCCGAAGGUGUGCGAAUCUACAGCCAGGACACUUGGUGUCGUGUUCGCGAAGCUGCCUGUGCCUCAAUUGCAGAAAGUGUGUCUAAGUUAGACUCUGCACUUCUGUUGCCUCAUAUUGGUAAAUUGUUGGAGGCUUUGUUCAUCUGCUUCGACGAUGAUAGCUGGCCGGUACGAGACGCAGCCUGUACAGCUCUUGGCACUCUGAUCUCUGUGCUCCCCGACGCCACCAAACAGUGCGGAUAUCCGGAUUUGAUGGCUGAUCGGUUUUUACGCAACCUGUCCGACAGCAUUCCUUCAGUUCGGGAUGGCGCGGCCUAUUCAAUUGCACGAAUUUUGAAUUCAACUAAUGAUCCUGAAUUAGUUCAGAUGUACACAAAAUACAUUGUAGAGAAACUAGCCGGCGUUGCGGAUCAACCAGCGGAAUCACUCGGUUCCGAAUCUGCUCGUCCUCAUUCGAAGGGCCCUGGAGUUUCGCAUGUGGUCUCCCGAAGCGGCCGUAAAGGUGGGGGUUGCCACGAUGGGCUCUAUCAACGAUUGAGUGAACCAUGGGAGCGUGCAGACGGAGCCGUUCGUUUGGUCGGACAGUUGGCCGAAUGUGCUACCAAAUACUUUUCCGAUUCUAUGGUCGAUCAGAUUGUCGAAGCUACCUCAAAGACCCACUACACUCACUAUCCUUAUUUGCUAGAAACUGCUUGCGGGAUCNACGGAUUAGAAAAGGCACGUUUCAAGCGACAUUUGGACAACCUACUGAUCGUCUUAACCGGAGCCAUUGAGAGCCAGCUUCCGUUAGCGGUGGCUGCCGCGGAAGAAUCCUUGUCCUUGUUGGCCCUUCGAAUAGGACCGAACGUGCUUCGUGGUCGUGUGGAAAACCAUAUGGAUUCACGCGUGGCACGAACUCUGAUUCGUGCUCUCCCGCAGGCCGAUUAA
This is a messenger RNA of Echinostoma caproni, 1044 nucleotides long. The record is from the annotation of a GenBank genome assembly. Lineage: Eukaryota; Metazoa; Platyhelminthes; Trematoda; Plagiorchiida; Echinostomatidae.